Messenger RNA from Bacidia gigantensis, 960 nucleotides. RefSeq lists its product as uncharacterized. NCBI's taxonomy places the organism in Eukaryota, Fungi, Ascomycota, Lecanoromycetes, Lecanorales, Ramalinaceae. The coding region runs from base 1 to 960 and encodes 319 amino acids. The record is from RefSeq and is a predicted model, not a curated record. The transcript has a single exon.
AUGUACUCCCCUACUAAUAAAGAAGCAGAGAGGCUCAUAGACUUGAGGUCAAGCGAGACGACACCGACCUUGACUUCCACAUACAAUGCGGCAACACCCGAAUUCCUGUCCACUUCAGCAGUGAUUGACCAAAGGCACCAUUCCGUCUCCCGCGUCACGAAGACCCUAUCUUCUACAAACCAUACUGUUCCUCCAGCAGGUUCAACCUUGCGCCCAGAGCCCAGCUAUCGUCUCAACACCUUUCGUGAGGUCCUCGAAGCAUUUCCAUCCAAUUUUAAGGCGGACUCCGAACCUUUGAUCGAAUUCUUCCAGAAUCCGCAGCCUUCGCUGCGGCGCUUAGUCUCCUACAUCGUCGCCUACGCCUCCGAGAUCGCAAGCAACACGGUCCCGAAACACCUAGAAUACCCCAAACCUACCGCCCUCUUCGAGAGCGUCAUGUCUUGGGCCUCGAAAAGACACUCCAACCUCGUCAAAGCAAUAGAACAGGCUCUCACACAGUCGUGGGCUCGUCUCAACCUAACACUACCAAACGUAGCAGGUUUCAAACCCACCCUUUCCUCUUUCUGGCGCCGAUCUCCACCUAAACCGAAAUCCUACAUCCAAGUCGUUCAAGGCGCGGUCGAAGGCUGGACCACAGCUGUCCUUGAUUACCUCGAGCCCCUCUGGAUCUUCGGCCCGCUCAUUCAUCGGGCUAGAUGGUACUGGAGAUGGGGUUGGUGGUUUUUCUUUGUACAUGAGACUGUCAUAGUCGUGACGAUGGCUGUGUUUGCUCUGCUAUUUCCAAUAUUGGUCGCGAUUUGGCUGGUGAGGCUUUGGUUGCCACCUUACCCUCAGAGUUCGAGCCGAGAUCUGUGGAAGAUAGUCGCAUCCUGGUGGCUCCAAGGGCGCGGCCAUCAGACUCAGGUAUCUGCAGAGCCGAAGAAUAUAAAGGACGUGAAAACGGAGACGCUGCAGGCGUGA